Acanthosepion pharaonis is the source of this 1347-nucleotide messenger RNA. The record is from the annotation of a GenBank genome assembly. NCBI's taxonomy places the organism in Eukaryota, Metazoa, Mollusca, Cephalopoda, Sepiida, Sepiidae.
AUGCCUCGCAAUAUCUAUCUAUCUAUCUAUCCAUCUAUCAUUUUAUUUUUACGAUUUAUAAAAAAAUUGUAUUUUUUUUUUCAUUUUUUUAUCCUUAAAACAAUAUCUAUCUAUCUAUCUAUCUAUCUAUCUAUCUAUCUAUCUAUCUAUCUAUCUAUCUAUCAUUUUAUUUUUACGAUUUAUAAAAAAAAAAUCCAUUGUUUUCGCGAACUAAAACCUCUACAUGUCCUCUUUUCUCAGUGUCUAAAUUUCAUAGGCCGACUUUUCAAUGCGACUGCUACAACGACGAUGAUAUUUCUUGAAGUCCUUAUCUCUGACUCGCCACUGGACCGACUCACUGCAACGACAGUCUCUCUCUCUCUCUCUUUCUCUCUUUCUCUCUCUCUCUCUCUCUCUCUCUCUCAACUGAAUUGUGUCGAUCGCCACGCUGAGAAGACACCGCACAAAGUCGCUCUUAUAUGGGAAAAAGAUGAGCCGGGAAUGCAUGAAUUUGUAACCUAUAGACAGCUCCAAGAGAUGGUCAAUCAAUUCGCUAAUAUGCUUCGAGCAAACAAUGUCCGGAAAGGUGAUCGCGUGGCCCUUUAUCUACCAAUGUGCCCGACGGUCGUGGUCGCCAUGUUGGCAUGCGCCCGAAUUGGUGCCAUGCACAGCGUGAUAUUCGCUGGGUUCAGUGCCGAGGCAUUAACAGGAAGAAUCCAAGAUGCUCAGGCAAAUACAGUGAUCACAGCUGAUCAAGGUGUGAGAGGAGGCAAAAAAAUCGAACUAAAAAAAAUUGUCGACGAUGCUGUAGCCAAAUGUCCAUCUGUACAGCAAGUUUUCGUUUACAAACGGACGGGAGCUGAUGUUCCAAUGGGUCCCAAGGAUAUUCCACUCGACCAGGCACUGAAAGGGAUGCCGAAAUCUGUGUGCAAGCCAAUGGAAAUGGAUAGCGAAGAUCCUUUGUUUAUGCUCUACACUUCGGGUAGUACAGGAAAGCCAAAAGGUGUUGUGCACACAACAGCCGGAUAUCUUAUCUACGUUUCUACCACACAUAAGCAUGUCUUCGAUUACCGUGAAGGGGAAAUCUUUGGCUGUGUCGCUGAUGUUGGUUGGAUUACAGGACACAGCUAUGUUGUAUACGGCCCUCUGUGCAAUGGGGCCACCACGCUAUUGUUUGAGAGUACUCCCACCUACCCCGACCCUGGUCGAUAUUGGGAAACAGUUGAGAGGUUAAAAAUCAAUCACCUUUACCUGGCACCGACAGCGAUUCGAUUGCUUUUGAAAUCGGGCGACGCCCACGUUAGAAAAUACGACAGGUCUUCGCUCAGGAUUCUUGGAAGUGUGAUUGUGUUCACCACCAUCACUUGA